AUGGCAAGGAAGGACCGCUACAACAAGAAGAUCCUGAAGUAUUAUGUCACGUACAACGAAGAUGACUCGGACAUGGACGAGCAGAUCGACACCGAAAAACAUGAAGAGCAAGAGACGGGCAAGCAGAAGCUUGACCUGAGCGGCCCGACGAGCAGCGGCUUGGAGAAGGCGCCCACGGUGAGCGACAGCGAUCAGGAGAGCUCCGCGGAUGAGAAGGAGAAGAAGGCCAUUGAG
This is a messenger RNA of Symbiodinium necroappetens, 234 nucleotides long. The record is from the annotation of a GenBank genome assembly. NCBI's taxonomy places the organism in Eukaryota, Dinophyceae, Suessiales, Symbiodiniaceae.